ACUAGCCGAUGUGCGUUCUCAGCUUUCUUCCUGGUGUUCAUGGCGUGUGCGCAGUCGGUGAAGUUCGUGAACACCAACAACACGAUCGUGAAGGACAUCACCUCGCUCAACAGCAAGUUCUUCCACAUGGCGCUGCUGGGCUGCCACAACUUCAAGGGGAGCGGCAUCACCAUCACCGCCCCGGCCACCAGCCCCAACACCGACGGCAUCCACCUGGAGGGCAACUCGGGGGUGACCAUCGCCAGCUCCAAGAUCAGGACCGGAGACGACUGCGUCUCGAUCGGCCACGGCAACUCCUUCGUCACCAUCUCCGGCAUCACCUGCGGCCCUGGCCGUGGCAUCAGUGUCGGAAGCCUGGGGAGGUACAAGGACGAAGAGGAUGUACAGAACAUCGUGGUGAAGGACAGCAAGCUCAUCGGGACGAUGAACGGAGUGCGCGUGAAGACCUGGGCCAACUCGCCGGUCAAAACCAGCGCCAUCAACAUGACCUUUGAGAACCUGGUGAUGAGGAACGUCGGCAAUCCCAUCGUCAUCGACCAGACGUACUGCCCCUACGACAAGUGCGACAACUCGGUGAGCGAUGAAGCGACACUCUUCGUACUCGUAUUCUUAUCGUGGUCCUGCUGUGGAUGGAAGAGAUUUCUUAUGCAUGCAGGUGUGGUCCAAGGUGAAGCUUACCGACGUCCACUUCAGGAACAUAAAGGGGACGACGACGUCACCGGUGGCGGUGACGUUGAAGUGCAGCAAGGGGAUGCCUUGCGAGAAGCUCAGCCUCCACGACGUCAACCUCCAACACGCCGGUCCCGGGAACACAUCCUCCACCUGUCUCAACGUCAAGGCAGAGUACAGUGGCACAAACAACCCCCCACCGUGCGAGUAAUACAUAUAGCAUGGAUAACUAAUUUACUAGGCAUAUACAAGUGUUUUGGCAUCCAUCUAGCCAACAAAGUGAGGCAGGGCUACAAGAUGGGAUGAUAUGAUGAGAGUUGUAAGACUUGAGAAC
This is a messenger RNA of Musa acuminata AAA Group (dessert banana), 1003 nucleotides long. Its product is annotated as exopolygalacturonase-like. The coding region runs from base 40 to 975 and encodes 311 amino acids. Lineage: Eukaryota; Viridiplantae; Streptophyta; Magnoliopsida; Zingiberales; Musaceae. Gene Ontology annotation, biological process: carbohydrate metabolic process. The record is from RefSeq and is a predicted model, not a curated record. Gene Ontology annotation, molecular function: polygalacturonase activity. The transcript has 2 exons.